Archocentrus centrarchus (flier cichlid) is the source of this 1498-nucleotide messenger RNA. RefSeq names its product nicotinamide/nicotinic acid mononucleotide adenylyltransferase 3-like. NCBI's taxonomy places the organism in Eukaryota, Metazoa, Chordata, Actinopteri, Cichliformes, Cichlidae. The coding region runs from base 132 to 947 and encodes 271 amino acids. Gene Ontology annotation, biological process: NAD+ biosynthetic process. The record is from RefSeq and is a predicted model, not a curated record. Gene Ontology annotation, cellular component: mitochondrion. Gene Ontology annotation, molecular function: nicotinate-nucleotide adenylyltransferase activity; lipid binding; nicotinamide-nucleotide adenylyltransferase activity. The transcript has 8 exons.
UGCGGAACCUUGAAGCAACCGUCUCUCCCAGGCAGGCGGGGGGGAGGAGUGGUGUCAGUGUGACACACUGGGCAAACAGGAAGAAUGUGAAAAGAAGGCUCUUUGACUACGGUGUGAGAGGUUAAACCAACAUGGCCACCCGCCGUGUCCCACUUGUCUUGUUAGCCUGCGGCUCAUUUAAUCCAAUCACCAACCAGCAUAUGAGGCUCUUCGAGCUGGCCAGAGACCACAUGCACAGUACAGGGCAGUACCAAGUGGUGGGUGGCAUUGUGUCCCCAGUGGGUGAUAGCUAUGGAAAGCAAGGCCUGGUACUGGCUAAGCAUCGUGUUGCUAUGGCAGAGCUGGCACUUCAGAGCUCCAACUGGGUCACAGUUGAUGAAUGGGAGAGCCAGCAGCCAGACUGGACGGAGACAGUGGUCACUAUGAGGUAUCAUUAUGGGCGUAUUCUGAAAGCGUAUGAGCAGAGCGUGGGAACGCACAACAACUCAACAGCUCACCACUGCAGACCUCCUCAUUCUCUAGAAGUAAAGAAACCAAUCAACAUGGCCCCUAAUCUGACAGGAUGUUGGAAAAUGAUUUCCAGCGACAACUUCGAGGAGUAUCUGAAGACUCUCGAUGUUAACAUUGCCAUCAGGAAAAUUGCCACCUUACUGAAGCCUGACAAGGACAUCAUUCACGAGGGCGACCGCAUAAUCAUCAAGACUCUCAGUACCUUCAAAAACUACAGCAUGGACUUCUGCGUGGGCCAAGAGUUUGAGGAGAAUCUGUCUGGAGUGGAUGACCGGAAAUGCAUGACCACCAUCACCUGGGAGGGAAACAAGCUGGUGUGUGUGCAAAAGGGAGAGAUUGAAGGAAGAGGCUGGACUCACUGGGUGGAGGGAGAUGAGCUUCAUCUGGAGCUGAGAGCUGCAGGAGUUGUUUGCAAGCAGGUCUUCAAGAAGACUUAAAGCAGCUCUUGCUGAACAGGAUGGAGCCCCCAGCAAACAAAAACAAGCCUUUCCUCUGACAUACAGUCCGACUUUCCUUUCAUCCCUUUGGCCUUUCCGUGUGCCCGUGUUGCUGUUGGGAAUUCAUCAAACACACAUUUAUAUUCCAUCAUUCUUUUGCCUUACUUUGCCAAAGCAAUUUCUCUAUAGCACAAUACACCACAAAACCCAAUACUGUGUACUUGUUUUAAGGUGGGGGCUAUGAUUAGCAAGUUUAGAUGUGCUGGAUGCACGCAUAAUGUUAUAGCUGUAGCUGAUCUGCUGGGUGAGGUAGCCUGAUAAAGCCAAGCACUGACAUGACCGCUGGGAACGUUAUGGAUGCAGUGAAGAGAAAUAUAACAAGUUAGUUCUUCAAAUAAUUAUUGUUGAAGGAACGUGAUAAGAUCAGAACUUAGCUGAGAUGCUCAGUCUCUGGAAUAAAUAUGUUGUAUGUAUGUGUCCCAGUUCCUUUUAGAACUGUGCCUGUGAACACUGAAUCAAUCAAUAAAUGACGCAGUUCUCAGCUAAUCUCA